Oreochromis aureus is the source of this 2541-nucleotide messenger RNA. It is a transcript of the gene utp25, whose product is annotated as UTP25 small subunit processor component. NCBI's taxonomy places the organism in Eukaryota, Metazoa, Chordata, Actinopteri, Cichliformes, Cichlidae. Gene Ontology annotation, cellular component: small-subunit processome; nucleolus. Bases 64 to 2352 code for a protein of 762 amino acids. Gene Ontology annotation, molecular function: rRNA binding; U3 snoRNA binding. Gene Ontology annotation, biological process: maturation of SSU-rRNA from tricistronic rRNA transcript (SSU-rRNA, 5.8S rRNA, LSU-rRNA). The record is from RefSeq and is a predicted model, not a curated record. The transcript has 12 exons.
CUGGCGCACAGCAAGAAGAGGAAGAAGCAGACCCCACACGUGUUCCUGCACCAGAGUGUCAACAUGGGCAAAAGAAAGGAGAAUAAGCAGUUUAUAACUACUUUAUCCAAAAAACAGAAGAAGCACUUGAAGGAGUUUGGAGAGGAGCAUCCUUUUCACGAUGUAGUUAAUGAAAGACCUGAAAAAACUCAAGUAAUAGAACUGCCGUCAAGUCCAGAACAAUCUGAGUCAGAGCCCGAUGAGCUGGAACCAGAAGAAGAAGAGGAGGAACCAGAGCAGAAAACAGCCUAUCAGAAACUUCUUUCAACUCUCAGCCAACCAAGAGGUGAAGCUCAGAGCGAAGAGGAGGACAGCACAGAUGAUGAUGAUGAUAAUGAAGAAGAAGAAGAAGAGGAGCUUCUUGGUGAAGAUGAGAGUGACGCUGAGGAGGGAAGUGAGGGUGGUGAUGAAGAUGAAAAGGGAGAAGGAGAACCUGCAGAUGGAGAGGAAGCUUUGAUGGAAGCAGGAGAUGGGGAGGAUGACAGGAAGGAGCCAGGAGAUGAGUUUGUAGACAAAGAGCAUGAGUCCCAGUUCUGUCUGGAGACCAACUUCACCGGAAAAGGAGAACAGGAGGAAACACGGGAUGAAGAUAGUAAAGACUUGUUUGUCCAGCAUUUGGACACAGAGCUUGAUGAAGAGGACGUGCAGAAGAUAACAUCGGGCUGCAAAUCAAAGACUCAGAUUACGUGGCCAAAGCUGGGAACUCUGCUUUGCACCAAUCCCCUGGAGAAGUUUGGCCCUAUCAGCCCCCAGAAAGACACAGAGCUCCCAGUUUUCCAUAAACUUGUGGAGACACGCUGGAAGGAUCUGAACCAGACUUUCAAUCAUAAAGGGCAGGCCGAAGAGAUCAGCCCUCUCCAGCUGGAGUUGCUGGCCCUCAUGGGCUCCUAUAAAGAUCUCUACUUCCCGGAGACAUGCCCUCUCAAGCAGGGACCACAUGUGCGCAGUGCAUACUGCCUCCAUGUGCUUAACCAUGUACUUAAGGCCAAUUCUCGGGUUCUGGCUCAUAACUCACAGUUGAAAGAGCAGAAGAGUCGGACUAAAGCAGGAGCCGAGCCACAGGAUGAGCUCCGAGACCAAGGACUCACCAGGCCGAAAGUCCUGAUCCUCGUUCCAUUUCGGGGAAGUGCACUGCAGGUCAUCCAUACGCUCAUCAGCCUGCUGGAGACUAAAGGCAAGAAAGUGAUGGUGAGCAACAAGAAGAAGUUCAAGGAAGAAUUUGGAGAGGACGAGGAUGAGAAGCCGCCCAAUUUGCAGAGACCAGACGACUAUAACGCUAUCUUUACAGGCAACGUGGACGAUCACUUCAGGAUAGGUGUCUCCAUUUUGAAGGGCAGCAUGCGCCUCUAUGCCCCCUUCUACUCAUCUGACAUCAUCAUCACGUCUCCUCUGGGCCUUCGCACUGUGCUGGGAGCAGAAGGAGAACGCAAGAGAGACUUCGAUUUCUUGUCCUCUAUCGAGAUGCUAGUGGUGGAUCAGGCAGACGUCUUCCUCAUGCAGAACUGGGAGCACGUCCUGCAUGUGAUGAAGCACAUGAACCUGCAGCCGCUGGACUCCCACGGUGUCGACUUUUCCAGAGUGAGGAUGUGGAAUCUGAACAACUGGGCCCGACACUACAGGCAGACGCUGGUUUUCAGCUCCAUUCAGGACCCGCAGAUCAACAACAUCCUCACCAAGCACUGCGCCAACUACCGGGGACAGAUUGUCAUAAAGAACAUGCCAAAAACUGGUUCCAUCUGCCAGGUCUUGGUCCAGCUGCCUCAUGUCUUCCAGAUGUUUUCCUCCGCCAGCUUCAUCGACCACGAUGCUCGGUUUCAGUUCUUUGUAGACAAAGUGCUGCCGCAGUACAAGGAUUCGGUUAUGUCACACACUCUGAUCUACAUCCCGUCUUACUUCGACUACGUUCGGCUGCGUAACUACAUGAAGAAAGAGGAGAUGAACUUUGCCAGCGUCUGCGAGUAUUCCAGCAAAUCCGAGGUGUCCCGAGCACGCCACUUUUUCCAAAAGGGGGAGAAACAGUUCAUGCUCUUCACGGAGCGCUUUCACUUCUACAAGAGGUACACAAUCAAAGGGAUACAGAACCUGAUAUUUUACGGAUUGCCCUCCUUCCCACACUUCUACAGCGAGGUGUGUAACAUGCUGGCAACAGCAAGUCAGGGGGAGGAGGCCAGCUGGACCUGCACGGCACUCUACUCGCGCUACGACGCUCACAAACUGGCCGCCAUCACCGGAGCACAGCGAGCAGGACAGAUGCUGAACUCCAACAAGGCUGUUCACCUCUUUGUCACGGGAGGGGAAGACAAAAAUGUAUGAUGACACUGGAUAGAUAUGAGAAGGACGACUGGAGUAAAUUGAGCAUAGGUGUUUACCAUGCUUAAUAAUCAGGAAAGUUUCCACAUGCACCAGAAAACAUGUUUAUUGGCCUUGUUAUUGCAGGAGACCAUAAAAACAUUCCUUUCAUUUGUAAAGAGAUUAUUAAAUUGUCACUGGUAAGAAGAAAGA